This is a messenger RNA of Phlebotomus argentipes, 934 nucleotides long. RefSeq names its product protein Fer3-like. Gene Ontology annotation, molecular function: DNA-binding transcription factor activity, RNA polymerase II-specific; RNA polymerase II transcription regulatory region sequence-specific DNA binding; protein dimerization activity. Bases 1 to 780 code for a protein of 259 amino acids. The record is from RefSeq and is a predicted model, not a curated record. The transcript is spliced from 5 exons. NCBI's taxonomy places the organism in Eukaryota, Metazoa, Arthropoda, Insecta, Diptera, Psychodidae. Gene Ontology annotation, biological process: developmental process; regulation of transcription by RNA polymerase II.
AUGUCUGAUAAUGCAAGACAGUCUCUCCGGCGUCCAGCGUCGUCGCAGUGCAGCCUCCCCAUCGUCCUCGUUUCGCGUCCUGCGGCAGGAGUGCCGAGGAAUGCGGCCGCUGCUAUGGGCGCCUGUCUCUGCAUUCUCAAGCGAAAUACUAUUCACGAACGCUUCCCGGCCAAUACAUCGGCACUCGCGUCACCGACACCGAGGGCGCCUCCGUGGCUUCUAUUAUGCCCAAUUGUUCCUUUACUUGAUUUGGCCGCCCCGAAAUGGAACUGGAAGCAGCAUCCGGAGCCACCAUUCAUGCCCGAAGUGUCGCCCUUCACGCCAAUCUGGCCACACCAGGACGCUCCGCCACCGAUAGUCUCUUACCCAGACCUGAUAGCCGGAUUUCCGUGCUCAGAUUUGGGUCAGCGUCUGUCCCCACGAAGUGGUCAUCCAGCACCCAAUGGCUCCACCAAAAAGACCCGACGGCGCGUAGCUUCCCUGGCACAGCGUCGAGCCGCCAACAUUCGCGAGAGACGAAGGAUGUUCAAUCUCAAUGAGGCUUUCGAUAAGCUCAGACGAAAGGUGCCAACAUUCGCUUACGAGAAGCGCCUGAGUCGCAUUGAAACUCUCCGACUGGCCAUCACUUACAUCAGCUUCAUGACGGAACUGCUGAACGGAAGUCCCGCCGGCCAUGAGACUCGCUCGCCGGACAUGUAUCCACCGCACCUCACGCACGCCCACGUCCACCCGCCACUGCAGAGGGACUACCUGUCGACCUACGGCGGUCACAGCGGGUAAGAAGGGCACCUCUGAGUAUGCAAAUCAGGUCGAUUUCCCACCAUCAUUCAACAUCAUAAGCGCUCAAUCAUUCUUCUUCCACAUUGUAAAUCGUUUCAGUUGUUAAUAAAGAGAUUAAUUAACACAGAACAGUUGAACUGCAGCAACGUCAAUC